GUAUGGACCCCAAAAUGCUGGAGGCUCCUCCAUUGCCUCCGGAAAUCCAGGUAAUAGCAGAAAAAGAACUCGGGGAGACAGAAGAAACAAAACGAGAAAGCCUGGCUGAACUGAGAAGGCUACUCGCAGCUGAGCCUGGCCUCACAGCACGUAUGGACGAUAUCUUCCUGAUCAAGUUCAUUCGAGGAAGGAAAUACAACAUGGAUGUCGCCUUAGACACCGUACUUAGGUACUAUCGUGCAAGACGCGACAAUCCGGAUAUUUUCAACAAGCUAGUGACUGCGCAUAUGAACUUCGAAGAUGUCUGCCAUAAGCAUAGACUGGUGUUUAUGAUGCCUACGAAGGACUACAUGGGACGAACUGUGCUCUUUCUACGCCUUGGUGCAUGGACGCCUGACUGCUGUCCGCUCGUUGACAUGCAAAGGAUGAGUUUCCUAGCAGCCGAGUACGGAAUGCUUGAUCAAAGAACGCACGUCAUUGGAUCAGUAGGUCUCAUUGACUUCAAAGGGAUGCACAUAUCUCACGUGCGGUAUUACACGCCUUUCGUCUGCAGAAGGCUCGCAUACAUCAUACAGGACUGCUGUCCGGUGAGGCUCAAAGGAUUCUACAUUGUUAAUAACCCGCCCAUUUUUUCUACACUGUACACCAUAGUCAAGUCGUUUCUCAAGCCCAAGAUUGCAGAGAGGAUUCAUCUCUUUGGGACAGACUUUGAUGCCCUGCACAAAAUGAUCCCCAAAGAAGACCUGCCGCCCGAAUACGGUGGUACGGGAAAACCGUUCGACUUUGAGUGGUUCGAGAAGGAACUCAACAGGAAGAACGAGUACUUCAUAUUGGACGCCAAACACGGAUACAGGGUAGAGACGGACGAAGAGUUACGCAGCAAAAGGUCGACGAAACAAGCGUAAAGACAACUGAACAUGACUGAAAUGAACUGAGGCAGAGAGUAAGACAGUUAAUCUGGCAACAACGGAAAAGACGUAACUUGCUCGUACAGCCAUGGUGCACUGCGUGUAGGCCUUCAAGUCUCCGAUGUGUCUGAAACGGCAUAAAUGUCUACUGAAUUGG
Messenger RNA from Ornithodoros turicata, 1065 nucleotides. RefSeq names its product alpha-tocopherol transfer protein-like. Bases 3 to 905 code for a protein of 300 amino acids. The transcript is spliced from 5 exons. Gene Ontology annotation, cellular component: membrane. The record is from RefSeq and is a predicted model, not a curated record. Gene Ontology annotation, molecular function: phosphatidylinositol bisphosphate binding. NCBI's taxonomy places the organism in Eukaryota, Metazoa, Arthropoda, Arachnida, Ixodida, Argasidae.